This is a messenger RNA of Colletotrichum destructivum, 4304 nucleotides long. RefSeq names its product Putative vacuolar protein sorting-associated protein Vps41/Vps8. Gene Ontology annotation, biological process: endosomal vesicle fusion; protein targeting to vacuole; cellular response to starvation. Gene Ontology annotation, molecular function: protein binding. Bases 212 to 4204 code for a protein of 1330 amino acids. The record is from RefSeq and is a predicted model, not a curated record. Lineage: Eukaryota; Fungi; Ascomycota; Sordariomycetes; Glomerellales; Glomerellaceae. The transcript has 4 exons. Gene Ontology annotation, cellular component: HOPS complex; late endosome.
CUAAGCUACCUUAAGCUACCAUAGAUUGACCGUCUGCGACUGUACGCUCGCCCUCAGGAGCUCGCCGAAUCCCAAUCCAAAGCUUCGGGUAGCUUCUGCCAUUUUUCCGCCGCAUCUUUCAGUCUAAUCAGGAGCAGCACCUCCCUCCAAUCGACACUCGACCGACCGACCAUGCCACUGCGAAGCUCGAGUUGACGGCACAUCUGGCAUAAUGACGGGCGCAUCCGACUCCGAUCGCGAUCCUCCCACCGCCGCGCAAAAGGGAAAGGGACCUGAGGUUGCCGAGAAUGGCGGCACUUCCGUCAACGCCCCUGGGGAAACUGCUGCGGAGACGGCUGGCAAGGAGACCGGAGGCGGUGACUCCGCCAGUCGUGACGAUGAGGAGGAAGAGGAGGAGGAAAGCGAUGAGGACGACGAUGAUGACGAUGAGGAAGAUGAAGAUGACGACGAGGACGAUGAGGACGAGGAGCCUAGACUCAAGUACGCCCGUCUCACACAACACCUGGGCCCCAUCUACCGCAAUGGUGAUGCUACGAGCUCGUUCCUUGUUGCUGGUGAUAAGAUGAUCAUAGGGACACACAACGGCAACAUCCACGUGAUCCAACUACCCAUGUUCCAGUCCCUCCGAGUUUACCACGCCCACUCUGCCUCCAUCACCAGUAUCUCCAUCUCUCCUAAUCCGCCCCCCCUGCCGACGGCGAGGUCCGAAGCCGUUCAAAGGUUGGCAGCCGAAGCUGCAGAGAAUGUAGCAAAGCAGCGUCCAGCUUCCCGCCAGUCAGGCAGCUCGCCAGCCGCUGCAUCGAGACGGCCCAAGGAGCCUUCGCCAGUCCCAAACACCCCUUCGAACAACGUCCACAUAGCCACCUCGUCAAUGGAUGGCAACGUUUGCGUCUUCUCCCUCGUAGACACGAAAGAUGUUCAGUUACGCAACUUCGCCCGCCCAGUACAAGCCGUAGCCCUGUCCCCUGACUACAAGAACGAUCGAACCUAUCUUUCUGGUGGACUUGCCGGCCAACUCAUCCUCACUUCCGGCGGGCAAGCCGGUCGAAGUACCUCAACGACUGUAGGCACCGCGGCCGCUACGGCGUCUGGAUGGCUGGGCAGUAUGGGCUUAGGAACGAACACAGGCAAGGAUACCAUUUUGCAUUCCGGCGAAGGCACCAUCAACACUAUCAAAUGGUCCUUGUCGGGUAAAUACGUGGUCUGGCUCAACGAGCACGGCGUAAAGAUUAUGCGCUCCAAGCUUCACCUCGAGAGUGCCGACGCCGAUGAUGCCUGGAAGCGAAUCGGGCACGUGGAUCGCCCCCAAACAGACGAGUGGGAGACCAUGGCCAGCGUCUGGAAAGGCCGCGCCGAAUGGAUUGACGAGCAGGCAGUCGAGACCGAAGAUGGUGAGCCCGGAAGGGCAGACGUAGCUACAACACCAGCAUCCGAGAGCUUGAAGCAACAAUCAGUAUCGAGUACGAAAAAGAUCGAAAGGCUCCUUGUCGGCUGGGGCGGGACGAUAUGGAUCAUUCACGUCCAUCCUGGCAGUGUUGGCACUGGGAAGCGAGCCGGCGAGAAGUCCAUUGGCCGCGCCGAAAUAGCGAAGCACCUUCGCAUGGAUUGCAUCAUUUCUGGAAUUUCGUUAUAUACCCAAAACCUUCUCCUUGUAUUAGCAUAUGUAUUGCCGGACGAUGACGACGAUGACGAUAGCAAGGACGGUGACGACGACAAAGUCACCAGGGGUCACAAGUCCAAGAUCUCGUCGACUACAAGCGGGAGCGAGCCAUCAGGCGGCAUAAAGAGGCGUCAGAAUAACCUUCCGCCUGAACUUCGGCUGAUCGACCUCAAAUCGCAAGCCGAGAUCGACAAAGACGGCCUCAGCGUGAGCAGAUAUGAGAGGCUAUCGUCGGGCGAUUACCAUCUCGGGGUGCUACCAGCGCAAAACGCGGCUUCCGCUGUGGCCUCGUCCAGGGGAGCUUUGGAAGCCAUCACCGGCUUUGGCUCCGACAUGUGGAAUGCGGCCAUCAAUCCAAGGACGCUGUUCAGUUCGGGCGCAAGCAUCAGGAGCGGGAACAGCGGAGAUGGUGUCUCGAGCUCGCAGGUUCCGAGUUCCGCAAGUGGCGGCCGAAGGUCUGGGACACCGACUGUCCACCCCAACCUUGUCAAGCCCGGAGUCAAGAUCUUCAUACACAGCCCCUUUGACUUUAUACUCGCAACAAAACGAGACCUUGGUGAUCAUCUGGGCUGGCUGUUGGAGCACCAGGAGUACCAAAAGGCAUGGGAGUUGUUGGAUGAGCAUCCCGAGAUUAUGGCCUCUCCCCCAGAGAACCUUCAUGAGCUUGUCCCGACAACGCCGGAUAGGAACCAAAGUAGUCCAGACGAUGUUCUGGACGAUCCCUACGAUACCUCGUCAGUCAUGGGUUCCACGGGACUGGCGAGGCACCCGAACUCGUCAGCGCAAAAAGAGAAGAGACGCAUUGGUGAGCUGUGGAUACGAGAGCUAAUCGAAGCCGGCAACUGGGCCGAGGCCGGUAAGGUCUGCGGCAAAGUGCUUGGAUCCUCGGAGAGAUGGGAGAAAUGGGUCUGGACGUUUGCAGGUGCCGACAAGUUUGACGAGAUCACAGACUACAUUCCCUCUGAGCCAAUGUAUCCGCCUAUCCCCGGUACCAUCUACGAAGUCGUCCUGAACCACUACAUACAAGUGGACAAGCUCCGCUUCAGAGAAUUGCUGGACCGCUGGUCAACCGAUCUCUUUGAUAUCAAGACAGUCACCACUGCGCUGGAGAACCAGCUCAAAUACCGCAACGUCCGCGAGGACAGCGUUGAGGGUGGCGAAAAGGGCCGCGACUGGAAGAUUGUCAUGGAGUCGCUGGCGCGGCUACACGAGGCGAACGGCCGUUUUCGAGAGUCGCUCAAAUGCUACAUCAAGCUCCAAGACGCAGACUCGGCGUUCAGGCUGAUUCGCGACAACCACCUGGCUGAGGCGGUCACGGACGACAUUCCUGGGUUCAUCGGAUUGCGAGUACCCAACAACAAGCGCGAGUUUCUCCGGGAGGCCGACCUGGAAGCGGCUACGUCAGAAGCCAUCACGCUGCUGGUUGACGAGGCGCAGCAUGGUCUCGUCAAGCCAUCGGCGGUUGUGUCGCAGCUUCAAGAACAAGAUCUGAUGCUUUACCUGUUCUUUUACCUCCGUGCCCUGUACAAGGGUGAGGGUCUUGAGGAGCACUCUGGCGAGAACCGAGACAGGCUAUUGAUGGACAGCCAGUCGCAGGUCGACGAAUUCGCCGAUCUUGCUGUUGAACUGUUUGCCAAGUGGGAGCAACCGCUCUUGAUGAGCUUUCUGAAGUCGUCAACUUCAUACAAGUUCGAGAAGGCCGUGCAAGAGUGCGAAAAGUACAAGUACUACGACGAACUGGUUCAUCUAUAUUCCAAGACGGGAGAGAUGAAGCGUGCUCUCUAUCUCAUCAUCGACCGGCUGCAAGACGUGAAGAAAGCGAUUGAGUUCGCAAAGCAACAGGACGACCCCGAUCUCUGGGACGACUUGCUCGACUAUAGCAUGGACAAGCCGAGCUUCAUUCAGGGACUCCUCGAGGAGGUCGGGACGGCCAUCAAUCCAAUCAAGCUCGUCCGCCGCAUCCCGGAAGGACUGGAGAUACAAGGGUUGAGGGAGGGAUUGAAGCACAUAAUGAAGGAACACGAGAUCCAGUACAGUAUCAGCUUAGGCGUCGCGCGAGUGCUUCGAAGCGAAGUGGCCUCAGCGCAGAACGACCUCCGCAGCGGGCAACGCAAGGGCAUCAAGUUUGAGUUGGUCGUCCAGUCUACGGACCAUGUGGACGUGCAGGUUCGGGACGUGGUGCACCCGCCCAUCAGUGCAGAGGAAGUGGAGGAGAGCUUCUUCAAGGCGCCCAAGGCCGAGCAGCCGGGCCACAGCCACGAGCCAUCGAAGCCGGGCCACUGUGCGCAGUGCCACGAGCCCUUCACGGAGUACGAGAUGGAGACACUGGUCGGUUUCGCCUGCGGGCACGUCUUCCAUCUGUCCCACCUGCUGGAGAUGCUGUACCCCGGCAAGAGACAGGAAGCCGACUACGGGAUCAACAGCGAGGAAUCCAUUCGUAGCGGGUACCGGGUCGGGUCCAAGGUCACCCACGCGCGCCUACUGAAGGAUCGGAUACGGGAGGGAUGUCCUGUAUGCACCCACGGGGCUGAGGUGCCGGCGUAAGGGGGCUACCGGUGUAAGGGUUACUGUAAUACUAGCGAGUGACGAGCAUACGGCGGCGAAGCCAUCUUUUGACACCCCAUCCAUUGUCCCUGUACUGAAU